AACGAGCCACGAUGCCGCUUUCGCUCGCCUACGAGGUGGAGAUCCCCGGCGUGGACGUCGCCGCGUACGACGCCGCCUGGGCGUCGGACCCGACGAUCACGGUGAACGGCGAGAAGCGGCGCGUCGACGCGUCUAAAGUCACGGGCUCGACGACGCUCCUCGAUUUUCUGCGUUUAGAAUGCGGGCUCACGGGCGCGAAGCUCGGCUGCGGCGAGGGCGGCUGCGGCGCCUGCACGGUCGUCGUGUCGACCUGGGACGUGUCGGCGCGCAAGCCCGUGCACCGCUCCAUCAACGGCUGCCUCGCGCCGGCGCUCUCGUGCGUCGGCGCCGCAGUCACGACCGUCGAGGGCAUGGGCAGCGCGGCGGCCCCGCACCCCAUCCAGAGCGCCCUCGCCGAGGGCCACGGCUCCCAGUGCGGCUUCUGCACGCCGGGCAUCGCCGCGAGCAUGUACGCGUUAAUCACGCCCGAGACGACGGUGGCCGACGUCGAGGAGCACCUCGACGGGAAUCUGUGCCGCUGCACGGGCUACCGGCCCAUCUGGGACGCGGCGAAGCAGCUCUGCGUCGACGCGAAGGACGCGGCGGCGACGAGCCAGCGCCAGGGGACCGUGCCCGCGCUGGAGCGCGGCCACCGGUGCGACACGUCUCGGAAAUGCGCGAACGCGGAGCGGCCGGCGCUGCCCGAGAUCCCCUUCCCGCCGGCGCUGGCGACGCCGCUGGGCGCCUUCCGCUGCGGCGACUUCUGGCGCCCGGGCACCGUCGGCGACGCCUGCGCGCUGAAGAAGCACUUCGGGAGCGCGGCGCGGUUCGUCGUCGGCUGCUCCGAGGUCGCCAUCGAGCAGCGGUUCCGGUCGCGCUACCACGCCCAGUACAUCUCCCUGUCGGGCGUGCCCGCGCUCGUCGGCGUGGCCGCGGACACCGACUGCCUCGUCGUCGGCGGCGCGGCGCCGCUCAACGACGUUGUUGCUGCGUGCCACCUCCACGAGGCCGAGGAGCGCACGGCCGCGGGCCCGCUCCGCGCGGCGGCGCAGCUCCUGCGCUGGUUCGCGUCGACGCAGAUCCGCAACGGCGCGUCGCUCGGCGGCAACCUGGCGACCGCGUCGCCCAUCUCCGACAUGAACCCGCUGCUGGCCGCGUGCCGCGCGACCGUGACCGUCGCGGCGGCCGGCGGCGCCCGGCGCGACCUCGACGCGUCGUCCUUCUUCCUCGGCUACCGCAAGACGAAGCUCCUCGAGGACGAGGUCAUCGAGUCGAUCCGCGUGCCCUACGGCCGGCCCCUGGAGUUCGUGCGGCCCUACAAGCAGAGCCGGCGCCGCGAGGACGACAUCGCCAUCGUCACGUCGACGCUGCGCGUGGUCCUGGCCGAACGCGACGGCGGCUACGUCGUGCAGGAGGCGGCCUUCGCCUUCGGCGGCCUCGCGGCGACGGUGAAGCUCGCGGACGCGACGGCGAAGUGCGUCGUCGGCCGGCGCUUCGACAUGGACCUCUACGACACCGCGGCCAGGGUCCUCGGCGACGAGGUGCGCCUCGGCGCGUCGGCGCCCGGCGGCCAGCCCGAGUACCGCGCGGCGCUCGCCUGCUCCUUCCUCUUCAAGUUCUUCCUCGCGACGUGCGCGGACGUCGGCGUCGCCGUCGACCCGAGAUCCGCGUCGGGCGCGCGGACCUUCGUCGACGCGCCGAAGCCGUCGAUCACGGGCGCCCAGGCCUGGCCCGUGCUCGACCGCGCGGCCAGGGGCCUCGAGGCGACGACCUACGACACGCUCCACCGGGGCGGCGGGCCCCUGGUCUGCGGCGUGUCGAAGAAGCACCAGACCGCGCUGCUCCAGGUCACGGGCGAGGCGCGCUACACGGACGACCAGCCCGCGCCGGCGGAGACGCUCCACGCGUGCCUCGUGUUAGCCGGCAAGGUCGGCGCGAUCCGCGGUGUGGAUAUGGUCAAGGCGAGGGUCAUGCCGGGCGUCGUCGGCGUCUUCUCCGCCGCGGACCUGCCGAAGUGCGCCGGCGCCAACGACCUCGGCGCCAUCGUCCACGACGAGGAGUGCUUCGCGACGGAGUUCGCGCCCUACCCGGGCCAGGUCGUCGCCAUCGCCGUCGCGAAGACCUACGUGCAGGCGAAGGCGGCCGCGGCGGCCGUCAAGGUCGACGUCGCCGCGCCCGAGAAGCCGCCGCCCGUGUCCAUCGAGCAGGCCAUCGCCGCGGGCAGCUACUACGAGAUGACGCGCCACUUCGUCGCGAGCGCGGGCUGGGACGGCGACGCGUUCCUCGACGAGCCGGCGGACGGCGUCGUCGUCGUCGAGGGCGAGGUCCGCGUGGGCGCGCAGGAGCACUUCUACCUCGAGUGCAACACGACGCUCGUCGACCCGACGGACGACGGCGGCCUCAAGGUGCUCACGUCGACGCAGGCCGUCGCCAAGACCCAGGCGUGCGUCGCGCGCGUCUGCGGGUUGCCGAUGCACCGCGUCGUCGCGACGUGCAAGCGCAUGGGCGGCGGCUUCGGCGGCAAGGAGACGCGGUCCGUCUUCGCGUCCUGCGCCUGCGCCCUCGCCGCGAAGCUCCUCCAGAAGCCCGUGCGCCUCAGCCUCGAGAGAGACGCGGACAUGCGGACGACGGGCAUGCGCCACGCGUUCCUGGGCCGCUACCGCGCGGCCGUCGACGCGAAGACGCUCAAGUUCGUCGGGCUCGACGUGCAGCUCUACAGCAACGGCGGCGCGUCGCUGGACCUGUCGGGCCCCGUCCUCGACCGCGCGCUGCUCCACGUCGACAACGUCUACGCCUGGACGCGGCUCCGCGCGCGCGGCGUCGUCUGCAAGACGGCCCUGCCGCCGUCGACGGCCUUCCGCGGCUUCGGCGGGCCCCAGGGCAUGGUCGUCACGGAGCACGUCGUCGAGCACCUCGCCCACGCGCUCGGCCACGGCGACCACGGCGACGCUUUACGGGCGGCGAACACGUACGGCGAGGGCGACGUCACGCACUACGCGCAGCCCAUCGCGUCCUGCGCCUGGCGCGUGCCGCGCUGCGUCGCGCGCGUCAAGGAGACGAGCGGUUACGACGACCGCGUCGCGGCCGUCGCGGCCUUCAACGACGCGCACGCGCACCGGAAGCGCAGCCUCGCGCUCGUGCCCACCAAGUUCGGCAUCAACUUCACGGCGAAGCUGCUGAACCAGGGCGGGUCGCUCGUGCACCUCUACACGGACGGGACGCUGCUCGUGUCCCACGGCGGCACGGAGAUGGGCCAGGGCCUCCACACGAAGGUCUGCCAGGUCGUCGCGCAGGCGUUCGGCGUCGCGAUCGACCGCGUGCACGUCGAGGACACGGCGUCGGACAAGGUCGCCAACUCCGCGGCGACGGCGGCGUCCAUGUCGACGGAUCUGUACGGCAUGGCGGCCCUCGACGCGUGCCACCAGAUCCUCGCGCGGCUGCGGCCCGUCUACGACCGGCGCCGCGCCGCGGGCGACUCGCUGGAGCUCGCGGCGGUGGCCGGCGACGCCUUCUUCAACCGCAUCGACCUGAGCGCCCACGGCUUCUACGCCGUGGACGGCGCCCGCUGCGGCUACGACUGGGAUCGGCCGAACGGCGACAGGGGCAUGCCGUUCAACUACUGGACGCAGGGCGCGGCCGUCGCCGAGGUCGAGCUCGACUGCCUCACGGGCGACUUCGAGGUGCGGCGCGCGGACGUGCUCGUGGACCUGGGCUGCUCCAUCAACCCCGCGCUCGACGUCGGCCAGAUCGAGGGCGCGUUCGUCCAGGGCGCGGGCUGGUUGACGACGGAGGAGCUCAUCGUCUCCGAGGCGGGCCACGGCGAGGACGCGAACCACGCCUGGUUCGGCGCGCCGCCGGGGACGCUGCUGACCAACGGCCCGGGCAACUACAAGCUCCCGUCCUUCAACGACGCGCCGCGCGACUUCCGCGUCGAGCUCCUCGACCGCGCGGACAACGUGCACUGCGUCCACUCGUCCAAGGCCGUCGGCGAGCCGCCCUUCUUCCUCGGCGCGUCCGUGCUCUUCGCGCUCCAGCACGCGGUCCAGGCCCGGCGCGCGGACCGCGGCGUACCGGGCUACCUCGGCCUCCGCGCGCCCGCGACGCCCGAGAAGCUCCGCAUGCACUGCCGCGACGCCAUCGCCGACGCCGCCGUCGCGCGCCUCGGCCGCGACCCGGCGACGUGGCACGCGAGCGCGUCCUGCUGACGCGCGCGCGCCCCGCGGAUGUACCUAACAACCCUUUUUAUGG
Molecule: messenger RNA, 4227 nt
Organism: Aureococcus anophagefferens
Lineage: Eukaryota; Pelagophyceae; Pelagomonadales; Pelagomonadaceae
Exons: 1
Coding region: 12-4184 (1390 amino acids)
Molecular function (GO): iron ion binding; FAD binding; oxidoreductase activity
Source: RefSeq, a predicted model, not a curated record